UGAUUUGGGCUGCGUUUGAACGAAUGGGGUGAAUGGGGCUGUGGACGAGAGGCGGACCGACCGGAUAUUAUCGACCGCGGACUACGAGCUCCGAGAGCGAAUGAAUCGAUGGAGCAUGAAUCGAAGCUCGAAGGAGAUACUGGGUUCCGGAGCUCCCUCCGUCCGACCGUCGUGGAUCUGUACCGAGCAGAUAACUGUGUGUCUGCUCGUCUGAGAUUGUGAAGAAAAAUUUGUAGUCAGUAUCGAGCGACGUGGUUGCCGGUUGUUGUCCCAGGUGUAGAAAUCAUCCAUCGGAAGACCGGAUGAGCUCUGAGGGACCUGUAGCUGUGGAGUGAGUCGAAUCUCUUGCUCCGAGCCAGCAGCCAUGGCUGCUGCUGCUCCUGCUUCUGUGAAUCUCCUGCGGUUUGCAAGCGGAUGUUUACCUCCGCAGCCAAUGUCGGGCCUUGGUUACUUGGUUGGUGUUCCUCUGAAUUCCGAGAAAAAUCGUGGCCGAAGAAGAGCAUAUGGCAUACGACGCGUAGGAGUAGAUUUCUUCAUGUCUGGAGGGGUAAGAAUUUCUGAGCUGAGCAGGAGUUCUUUUGCGAUACAGUGUGGGAGCUCCAAGCGCUUCAAUUCUCGCAGAUUAUGGUCUGACGGACUUGGCCAUUUCGAGAGAGGAAGGAAUUGUCGUACACCUCGAGCAGCGGUAGCUACGGGAGGAGCUGGGGAUUGGGAAUCGAGCCGUAGGUGGGAAGAUGGUGUGCAAAAUCGGACGGAUUUUUGGACGGCCUGGGAUCUUAAGCCCACGAGCAGUGGAGAACGACUGGCUUUUUUGGGGAUCCUGGCACUCACAGGACUGGCGGCGAUCCGAGUCCUGAGAGGUUCUUCUCUCUUCUCUGUAGGUGCGAUCGUCCUGUUCCUCUGUCUCGGUGGAUUCCACCAAAGAUUAAAACCCAUAAUUUUCAUCUUGAGCGAGAAGCUGCAAUUUCUCCAGGGAAGUUUUAUAAGGACUGCCCGUCUUAAGCCCAUCAGCUUCAAGGAUCAAGCACUGAGGACGACACCAGCGAAUGGAUUGUAUAACUUGUCUAGCAGUUGGCCUACCUCUCAAACCUCUGGAACAGCCAACGGGACCGUCGAAGCUGGUCCAUCGAUAAACGUCAAGGAUGCUGCUGAGUGUGUAAACCACCUGACGAGCAUUAUUGACAAUCUAGGCAGCGAGAUGGCUGCUGUAGAUUUGCAAUCUGUGAAUGAUAUGAUGAAGCUACAAUUGGGCUUCAGUGAGCUUCGCGAGGAUUUGUAUAGAGCCGCAUCCGUGCUGCACGCCAAAGAAAGUUUUCUACAGUCCAAGCUGCAGCGUGCUGCAGUGCUGGACACAGUGCCCGUCGAAGAGCGUACAAGAGGUGAUGGCAUGGCUUUUCAGAUGCCUCUAGACAAGGUCGAAGUGAACUUUGAGAGGUGCUUUGAGGAGAAUUCACAGUAUGAAGAUAAAUCAUCGCUCCUAAAUUGGAGCGAAUCAAAACGAGUCGACCUGGGUUCACAAGAAGAGGGAAGGAAUGUUGUGAGCAUGAAUCCCUCAUACUCAAGUGACCUUCUGCGGGAACCACUGGAGCGUUCUAACGAAGGCGCUGCACUCAAGGAAGGUGUCCAAGGCGCUGGCACUUAUCAAGUCAUCACUACAGAUUACGAACUGGAAACUGUGGCGGAGUUCACCCCCGUGGCCCCUAUAUCACUUGCUUCAGCAAGUGGCAUCGAGAGCCAAGUGACAACUCGAGAAGGUGAUGGCGACAUUGGGAGAUUCAGGGCUGGACAAGCCAAUUUGCUGGAUAGUAGUCAUUCACAAGAACAGGUGAACAGCAUGAAGCUGGUCUCUGAUAGCGCAGAUGAAUCUGCAACAGAUAUUGCAGGGCUGAAAACUGCUGUACUGCCAACGGAACAAGAAACAAUCAGAGAGGUUUUUCCCUCUCUUGAGCUAGAAGCUCUCAUUCCUGUUAACAGUAUCGAGGUCGAGGAGCCUACUCCUAUGAACGAUUUCAGCAAAGGGGGCCAGCUCAUGAAUAUGAUCGUCAUGGAGAAGGCAUCACCUGAUCCAUGGCGUGAUGAUUAUAAUCCGGGUUCAGAAUAUGUCACCAUCGAUGAGAAUGAACUUCUCCCAUGGGAGACUGUAGUCACACAGCACACACCUGCAGGCGCUUCCAGCAGAAGGUGGGGGGAGGAUGACAGGGAUGUUGCUCUCUAUGUAAGCUCGGCAGGAAGAGGGAAUCCAAAGCUCAGUGUGGACCUUUGGGGCAACAAUAGUCCAAAGGCAGGUAGGACUCAGCGGGGUACGCUGACCCAGAUGAACUCCACUCGUAGAGGCAGUGUGGGAUCGGUAGAUAACGUGGACAAUGAGUUGCCUCGAAGACGAGGAGGUGUUUGGAAGGAUGAGCAGUUGAGCCAAGGACAGGUGCGAAGGAAAGACCCAGCAGAGAGAUCUGGGCAGGCAAUCAUGUCUGGUAAGCAGUAUGUGCCAGAAGAACGAGAAGAGUGGGAUUACAACUCUGUGAUAGAUGAACCUACAUCAAGCAAACGAUCGUUUGGAGGAGCACGGAUGUACGAAGAAGAUGAGAGAGAUAUUAACAUGAGGAAUGUUCCUGCCGGUGAGUACAGCGGAAGGGGUUCAUAUCCAAGAAAAAACUUCGGGGAAGCAGGCGAUGACGAGAGUUUCAGUAGCCCAGAUGGCAGAUACGGUUCUCAGGAGACAAGCAGAUCCAAGGUGCCCAACAGCAAACGAAGCGGUAGACGGAUAAUAUAUGAAGAAGAAGAAGAGGAAAUUCUCGACGAGAGGAAUGCCACAGACUUAGAACAGUAUUCUGGCAGUGACAGGAGGGGCUCACUGUAUGAUGAGGAAGGUGCGUCCCAGAGUGGCAGGGACCUGAAUGGGAAUUAUGAUUCCUUCAACAGGACGAGUUCAAGCUCCAGAGUCCCUGUUAACUCUCGAAGCACGAAACAGAUAGUUGAGGAAGAAGAUGACUAUGAAGACGAAGAAACUCGAUACCUGAAGGAGGCCAGAAGCAUGGAAGAGGAAGAAACUCAGUAUGGCACUGGAAGAAAGAGUUGGGCAGGGCCCCAAAGUUCAGGAAGGGAGGUGCAAAGAGGUUCAACUUACGGUUCAGAAUCGACGCUAAGAAAUUCUGAUUCACCUGCAUAUGGUGAGAGUGAGGUUGAGCCUGCACAAAGGAACUUGCCUGUAAGACAGCCCAACCGCAUGCAACUGGAGAAGUUUGACAGGCUGCUUGAUGAGGGAGAGGCUUUGCUGGAGGAAGGGAUGCAAGGGCUAGAAGGACGAAUUGAGGUUGGUGUCGCAGAGCGUAUGUUGUAUGAAGCUGCGAAUUUGUUUGAAGAAGCCGUUGAAAUCAAUCCUUCCAGCCUAAUUGCAAUGGGAUAUUGGGGCAACACACUGUUGGUGCAUGGAGAGCUGAAGCUUAAACUUAGCCAGCAGUUGAGGAGUAUGAUUCCGUCUUCGAACUCAUCCUACUCCAUGACGAGAGCUAGGGCGGGGCGGGACGAGCAACGAGAGUCACUGGAGUUGACUUUGCAGAACGUUUGUGAAGAAUGUGAAGAACUCCUGGUGGAUGCUGGCAGAAAGUACAGGACGGCCCUAACUCUAGAUCGGGCAGAUAUGAGAGCACUUUAUAACUGGGGUCUAGCCCUGUGCUAUCGUGGUCAGCUGAUUGCCGACGAGGGUGGAGAGAGGGCGAUCCAAGAUGCUGACAAAGUGUAUCUGGCGGCAAUAGACAAGUUUGAAGCGAUGCUGGGACUCAGUCAGGAGUAUGCUGGUGGUGCUCUUUACAAUUGGGGAUUGGCCAUGAAAGAUCGCUCAAGACUUCGACCAAUGGGUGAUAGAGAGAGAGUCAAACUUUUGCUUCAAGCCAAGGAACUUUUCCAGGAUGCAGUGCGUUUGGAUCCAAACAACGGCCAAGCUAGAGGUGCAGUGGCAGCUGUUGUGGCCGAGUUUCAAGAAUUACAGAGGUUUGAAGAGAUGCAAUUUGAGGAAGAAGAGAGCGACGAAAGGCCCUCCAGAAGCUGGUGGCAAUGAGUAACUUUAUCUGAUCUGUUCAUAUUCAUAACAACUGUAUCAUAGUGGUGCGCCUUCUGUUAUGUCUUGUCAGGGAGAUUCUGUCACUCUUUAGUGGUAGGCAAUGCACAAGGUGAUAAGGCUCCGUGUGUUGGGUUUCUAGAAUCAAGCUGAGCAAGAAAUUGUACAUGUAAUCAAAGGGCCAGAGUGUAUUUAAAUCGAACCCUAUGCCUCAUUAAGCUGUAAUUCUAACGACGACGAAUUUGGCCAGAAAUUGGACUUCUAUAGACAUCAGAACUCCUAAAGAAUGGAAUUUAACUGUCUUCUGAAGGAAUGUUGGACGAC
Messenger RNA from Marchantia polymorpha subsp. ruderalis, 4378 nucleotides. NCBI's taxonomy places the organism in Eukaryota, Viridiplantae, Streptophyta, Marchantiopsida, Marchantiales, Marchantiaceae. The record is from the annotation of a GenBank genome assembly.